Messenger RNA from Daphnia magna, 1537 nucleotides. Its product is annotated as chymotrypsin BI. The transcript is spliced from 6 exons. Bases 105 to 1220 code for a protein of 371 amino acids. The record is from RefSeq and is a predicted model, not a curated record. Lineage: Eukaryota; Metazoa; Arthropoda; Branchiopoda; Diplostraca; Daphniidae. Gene Ontology annotation, molecular function: serine-type endopeptidase activity; chitin binding. Gene Ontology annotation, biological process: proteolysis. Gene Ontology annotation, cellular component: extracellular region.
CGACCAUAUUCAUUGCAGAAGCGACAACUCGACAUUGACACUUCAAUCCAAUUGAACGCACUUAACAUUAAUUGAACGUCCUUAGUUUAAGCAAGUCCAAUAAAAUGGCCUUUUGCCCCAAAUUACCCCAUUUUAUAGUCCUAACAGCUUUAUUCUUACUGGCUGUCCCAUCGCAUCAACAAGGCCUUCCUACCUGCGGUCGAUCAACACUCUCCAAGAUUGUGGGAGGGAGUGAGUCUGCUCCUAACGAAUUCCCGUGGAUGGUUCACCUUCAGCUCAUAUUCUGGAGUGGAGAUGCGGCUACGUGUGGAGGCACCCUUAUCAGCAAAGAUUGGGUCUUAACGGCAGCUCACUGUCUGUAUGGAGCUGUUAGCGCUAUUCUCACUCUGGGAGCACACGAUAUCACCAGUAGCUCUUCUUCUUUGUCCUUCAACGUGUCUUCUCGGUCAUUCGUGACUCAUCCAAAUUUCAUUUAUGGAGUUGUCGAGAAUGACAUUGCCUUGAUUCAACUUCCAUCCUCUGUCUCUCCAUCUGCUAACAUUCAAGCCGCGUGCCUUCCGUUCGCCAAUGAUCCCGACCAAGUGAAUGAUGCCGUCGUCAUCACAGGAUGGGGCAACUUCUCCAAUGCCGCGGGCAGUGGGCUAAGUCCUAUUCUGCGUAAAAUGGACUCGCAUGUUAUUUCAUCAUUGGGAACGAACGGUAAAUGCCAACAGUCAGCCGGUCUAGGCUCAUUCUCUGGCGAAAAAAUAAUUUGCAGCGACGGGUCCCUACAGCGCCAUUACUGCUACGGUGACGACGGAGGGCCAAUGAAUUUCUACAAUCAAGAAUGGGAUAGGUGGUUCGUUAUUGGUGUAGCCGGAACAGGCGAUGCUUCAAUCCACUGCCAGAAUACCAACAAGCCCAAUGUAUUCAAUCGUGUCAGAGGUUAUCUUGAUUGGAUCGAAGGUGUUACCAGUUUAAAGCCAAUCACGACGACCAGUACAACCACAACAACAACCACGACCACGACAAGACCCCCGACAACAAUGGAUCCGUCUUAUUUCGAUUGCACGAACAAACCGGACGGCAACUACCCGAAUCCCGCAUCAGACUGUUCCACUACCUUCUACAUGUGCUCCAACGGCAUUUCUUUCCUCUUCACAUGCGCGCAAGCGGGCACAGUUUACAGACCUGAGAUCUAUGCCUGCGACUGGCCCCCAAGUGUUGCGGGAUGCCAAUAAAUUUGGAUUUCAUGCACAAGUGAAAUCACGAUAGGACAGUACCAUGCCCUUUUCACUUUUUCCUUCUAGCGACAAUACAAGGAUGAAAGGUUUUGGAUCCGAAAAGUGUCAAUCAAACUUCUUACCAUAUAACUACUUUUGCUACUUGACAAUAAUUGAUCACUAAUGUAAUUUAUGAUUUUUAAUCAUUAGAAAUUGAAAAAUUGAUUUCAAAAUUUUAUUUUUAUUUUUCCAAGACAUUACAUUUUAUCGGCUAUAAAAACAUUCGAGUAAUUUCUGAACCUUAUUAGUGGCAAUAAACGCUUUCUACCAUGAAA